Cannabis sativa is the source of this 1757-nucleotide messenger RNA. Its product is annotated as UPF0481 protein At3g47200. The coding region runs from base 109 to 1497 and encodes 462 amino acids. Lineage: Eukaryota; Viridiplantae; Streptophyta; Magnoliopsida; Rosales; Cannabaceae. The transcript is spliced from 2 exons. The record is from RefSeq and is a predicted model, not a curated record.
GAAUAAUUGAAGUUGAAGCAUUUGAAUUGACUUGGUUAUAAAAAUAAAUGAACCAUCUAUAUUUCCCUACCUACUCCCCUCUUCCACAUAACAACACAUUUUUGUGGAAUGAAGAUUGAAGAGUACAAAACCAACACAACAACAUCAACAAUGGAGAAUGGAGAAGAUCAUACUAUUGAUAUUGAAUCAAUGGUAAGUGACUUACAAAGAAAGUUGACUGGUAAUAAUCUUGUCAUGUCAUCUAGUGUCACCAUCUUUAGAAUCCCAACCAUUCUUGCUAGGCAUAACAAAACUUCUUAUGUACCAAAUGCCUUUGCCAUUGGCCCAUUCCACCAUAACGAUCCCCUUCUUCAACGCACAGAAAGGAUCAAACAAAAAUACUUGCUUGAUCUUCUUUCUCGCCUUUCACAUAAUAAUAAUAACCCCAUUUCAAAUACUCAAGCUCCUUUCGAUCCAAUGUGGAUCAGAAAACUAACGAAAGCCGUUAGUGACAUUCAAAACGAAGCACGCGGGUAUUAUGCUGGUGAAAUCGACAUGAAAGCAAAUGAAUUUGUUGACAUGUUGCUUCUUGAUGGUUGUUUCAUCAUAGAGUUGUUUCGUAAGAAUUCAUAUCAUGAUCUCAUUGAUAAAGAUGACCCAAUAUUCACCAUGUCUUGCUUAAUUCAAUUUCUACACCAUGAUCUCAUUUUGCUAGAAAACCAAAUACCUUGGCUUGUUCUCAAUACUCUGUUUGAGCUCACAAAAUCACAAUCCACAGAUAAGAAAAGCCUUGGUGACUUGACCUUGGAGUUCUUUCCUAGCCUUAUAAAAAAGAAAUCCCUUCGCUUGAAUCUUUCUGAUAAUAAAAUACCACAAACAAAACACAUUCUUGAUCUGUUGAGGAACUCUUUGAUUUACAAUUCUAUUAUAAUUGCAAAAGGAAAGAGUAACGAGGUUCAUGAUUGGCAGCAUAUACGUACAGCUACUGCUCUAAGAGACUCUGGCAUCAAAUUCGAGGCUAACAAUUCGGAGUCAAUAUUGGACAUUUCAUUCAUUCCAAAAAGAGGUGUCAUAUCAAUUCCACCACUUCUUAUUCAAGAAACCACAGAAACAGUGUUUCGAAACCUCAUAAGUUUGGAGCAGUGUUGUCCCAAUUACAAGCCCAUAAUCACAUGUUAUGCUGUUCUGUUGGAUAAUCUCAUCGACAGUAGUGCUGAUAUUCAAGUACUUGAGAAGAAUAAGGUAAUUGAUAACUGGUUGAAUGUUGAUGAUGCUACCAAAUUCUUCAAUAGGCUCUACAUUGAUACUUAUGUUAAGGAAAACUAUUACUACAGUCUUACGAGUGAAGUGAAUGAGUAUUGUAGACAGCGUCGGCAUAAGUAUCGAAGGAUACUUAAGCGUGACUAUUUCAAACACCCUUGGGCACUUAUUUCAGUCAUUGCUGCCUUUGUUGCACUUGUUCUUACCUUCUUACAAACCUUCUAUGCUAUUCUAGAUGCAUAUAAGGGAGAUAAUUGAGCUGUUCAUAUUACAUUUAUGUUGGAGGUUUACUCAAAUUGGUUUUAUUUUCAUAUUUAUAAAUUUGUAGUUUUUUGAGUUUCAAUUGUUAGUUGUGUGAAAAAAAGAGUGUUGAGUUGUGAAAAGAAAAGUGAGUGUGACUUUAUAGUGUGGUGAGAUGAGAAAGAAACAAAAAUGUAGUUUUAAAGAUAAGUAAUGUAUGUUUCUUUGUAGGGCUGGUAAUUUUAUUAAGCUAGUAAACUUCUUUUUUUGCUUAUUUA